Molecule: messenger RNA, 816 nt
Organism: Camellia sinensis
Lineage: Eukaryota; Viridiplantae; Streptophyta; Magnoliopsida; Ericales; Theaceae
Source: RefSeq, a predicted model, not a curated record
AUGGUCUUUUUCCAAGAAACAAAACAAUCAGAUAUUUCUGCACAGUUUGCGAAGUCAUUAUGGCCUGGGGAUGAUAUGGAUUUCAUGGUGGUUGAUUCUGACGGUGCGGCGGGAGGUUUGUUAUGCAUUUGGAAAACAAAUGUCUUCAAGUUAACUCAGUGCUGUUGUACGAGGAAUUGCAUUCUCUUCUCAGGUACUUUUUCACCUGAUUUUGACUGUGUAUUUGUAAACAUAUAUGCACCGAAUGAUGUGUCCAAGAGGGGAAAGUUCUGGGAAGUUAUGUUAAAGUUGAGGGCUGAUUUUAAUAAUCCAUGGUGUCUUGCUGGAGAUUUUAACGAAAUAAGGCACCUAGGGGAAAGGAGAGGUUGUUCUCGAAGAGAUAAAGGAAUGAUGGACUUCAAUCAGUUCAUUGAGACUAUGGAACUCACAGAUCCUCCUAUGAUGGGUCGACAAUUUACAUGGUGCAACUCCAAUGAUGGUGAAAGGUGGAGUAGGAUAGAUAGGGUACUCAUGGCCUCGGAAUGGGUGGAGAGGUUUAAACUCAAAUUGUGGGGUUUGGAGAGAACAAUCUCAGAUCAUUGCCCCUUGUUGCUUAUGGAGGAUGGUAGGGAUUGGGGUCCUAGGCCAUUUAGGUUCAUCAAUGCCUGGUCCUUACACCCACAAUUCCGUAAGUUGGUGAAAAAAGCAUGGGAGGAUUCAUCUAUAUCCGGCUGGGCAGGGUAUGUGAUUAUGCGUAAAUUAAAAGACCUAAGGCUCGCACUAAAAAAAUGGAACUGCUCACUACCGAUGGAGCUGGUACUAAAUCCCGCGUGGUAA